UCGACAUUAGAGCCACUGAGCCCACUCCUCACCAGAGGGAACAUUCCUCCCAGACAUUACUAAUCAAACUUCCUCCUGCUGUAUUCUGGGUCACCUCCGCAGCAGCAUCACCGCUGGUUCUGGGGACUGAGUCCAGAGAGCCCAGUGCUGGAUUGGACCGCAUUGUGGGAGCAGACUUGGACGGUAGCAACAGCAUCGAGCAGGUUGUGGGGUGCAGAUCGAGUAGCUGCAGGAUGGCUACUUUACCAGGAACAGUGCCUCGGAUGGUGCGCCCUGCGCCGGGCCAGAACUACCCCCGAACCGGCUUCCCUCUGGAAGUGUCCACCCCGCUGGGUCAGGGGAGGGUCAACCAGCUCGGCGGCGUGUUCAUCAACGGGAGGCCGCUGCCGAACCACAUCCGCCACAAGAUCGUGGAGAUGGCGCACCACGGCAUCCGACCCUGCGUCAUCUCGCGCCAGCUCCGGGUCUCUCACGGCUGCGUGUCCAAGAUCCUCUGUCGGUACCAGGAGACCGGCUCCAUCCGCCCCGGUGCCAUCGGAGGCAGCAAGCCCAGACAGGUGGCCACUCCGGACGUGGAGAAGCGGAUCGAGGAGUACAAGCGAGAGAACCCGGGCAUGUUCAGCUGGGAGAUCCGGGACAAGCUGCUGAAGGACGGGGUGUGUGACAGAAGCACGGUUCCUUCAGGUGAGGCUUCAUCUGUGAGCUCCAUCAGCCGCGUGUUGAGGGCCCGAUUUGGCAAAAAAGAUGACGAGGAUGACUGUGAUAAGAAGGAUGAAGAUGGAGAGAGGAAAACAAAGCAUAGCAUCGAUGGCAUCCUCGGUGAUAAAUGUAACCGCACCGAUGACGGCUCAGACGUAGAUUCGGAGCCCGACCUGCCGCUGAAGAGGAAGCAGAGACGCAGUCGCACCACGUUCACUGCAGAGCAGCUGGAGGAGCUGGAGAAGGCCUUCGAGAGGACGCACUACCCCGACAUCUACACCAGAGAGGAGCUGGCUCAGAGGACCAAGCUCACAGAGGCCAGGGUGCAGGUGUGGUUCAGCAACCGACGGGCUCGCUGGCGCAAACAAGCCGGAGCCAACCAGCUCGCUGCCUUCAACCACCUGCUUCCCGGAGGAUUCCCGCCCACUGGGAUGCCCACUCUUCCCACCUACCAGCUACCAGAGUCCAGCUAUCCCAGCACCACGCUAUCGCAGGAGGGCAGCAGUACACUGCACAGACCCCAGCCUCUUCCUCCGUCCUCCAUGCACCAGGGAGGUCUGAGUGCUGACACCAGCUCGGCUUACGGCCUGUCGUCCAACCGCCACAGCUUCUCCAGCUACUCUGAGACCUUCAUGAGCCCCUCGGCGUCCAGCAACCACAUGAACGCGGUGGGCAACGGCCUUUCCCCGCAGGUGAUGAGCAUCCUGAGCAACCCCAGCGCCGUACCCUCCCAGCCCCAGCACGACUUCUCCAUCUCCCCCCUACACAGCAGCCUGGACAGCUCCAACCCCAUCUCUGCCAGCUGUAGUCAGCGCACAGACACCAUCAAGAGCGUGGACAGCCUGGCGUCCUCCCAGUCUUACUGCCCCCCCACGUACAGCGCCACCAGCUACAGCGUGGACCCCGUUGCUGCCGGCUACCAAUACAGCCAGUACGGCCAGACUGCUGUCGACUACCUGGCGAAGAACGUCAGCUUGUCCACCCAGAGGAGGAUGAAGCUGGGAGACCACUCGGCUGUGCUUGGACUCCUGCAGGUGGAGACAGGGCAGGCCUACUGAAGUCUUCUGCUGACCGCCUCCAUCUUUGCUUCAUCAAGUCUGGAUCUCAGCAGGAAACCCUUGACAGUGCUCAUGCGCAAGGAGGACAAAACUCUUUAUACUUACACUUGGAGAGAAGCCCUGUGGUGGCCCCAGUGGAGCGGGCGUCAUUCCAGUACAUGUCUUGUGCUGUUGAAAACAUGUACACUGACUGAACGACUCGAAUGAACUGACUCUUCCGCUCCUUCCUUUUUGAUAUUGUUACAUUAACGUUGCUGUUAUUAUUGUCGAUGUGAUUUAUGUUAUUUUAUGAUUUGACUCGUAUCUUUUUUCCCUGCGUUUAAAUGUGUAAAGACACUGAGGAUGACUGACAGAUCCCCGGAGCCUGUUGUGUGUGAUUGUGCAUGUUUGCGUGUCGGCGCGGUCACACCAAGAAGAGGAUUGGUUCUCGAGUGCUGUUCCUCCGAGGGGUCCCUCAGCUCCGCCGAUGGCGAGUGAUUCGACCUUCCCACUUUGGUAGUUAUCAUGACAUUCCUGAACCGCUCGCUGGGAAGUCUGGCUGCAGGGAAUAUCAGCAGUUGUCUUGGCGGCCCGAGCUUUCCCCAGCUAACCUCUAUCCCAUCCUUAGCCGUGGCCCUUUGGGAGGCGCUAUUGUUUGUAAAAGCAGUGUUUUGUUUGGAAAUACGGAGGACUAACUGUCUCUAAAUCCCAUCUGGCUGGAAAUCCAAUGCAAAUUAACUGGAAGAUUAAAUCUAGGAAAUAAAAUGUCACCGCUAAUCCACAAUGACCCUUACCCCAAACGUAGCAGUGAAAGUAGCACUUGACAAAUGCACCUUCAGUUGGUGUUGAAAUCAAAGACCAUUCCUUGAAACAUUCUUUGUAAACAUUCCAAUGCUUCCUCUGGUGAGGUGAAGAAGUGCACAAGAUGUGCCGUUCACAUGCACUUUGGAAAAAUCAUAUAAUCCGAUCAGUCGUGAAAAGUCCAGAGCAACAUUCGACCUCCCUCUCCGGAGUUAACCAGGGUCAAGUUUAAUCCCCUGCUUUGACGUUCGUACUGAAAUGCACAAAAAAAAAGAAGAGAAGAACAGUGGACAGAGAACAUUGUUGCCUCCUGACAUGAUCCGGGACCAGCUGUUGCUGGGAUAUCUGCGGUUUUCUUCCCACUGGCAUCGGAGUUCUGGUGUCAACAGAAGUGUUAUCCUCAGACAGGAUCUGGUUUCGUUGGCCUUUCAAAUCUGUACAGUAGCAGGAGGAGUAUGUGUAUCAUUUGUUUAUAAAGAGUAUGUUUUAUACUAAAACAGAACUAUGUUGAGUGGACGAUGACUUCAGGGAUCAGUGGAUGUAAAGAAUUGAUCCAAGUUUCCUUAACAGGCUUCUUUUUUUAUGUUUUUUUGUUGAUAUUUAAUUGAGUUUUCUGUUCUGACCAAACGUUGUGUUUCCGGUUUUGGGCCCAGGUAUGAACAGAGAAACCUUUGUAUAAACUAGCUUUUGAAUUUGAGCGAGACCGAGCUCAGCGAGGCAGAUAAACUCCCGGACUGACAGCAGGAGCUCGAUAUGAGCGGCUGGUGACGCCACCUUCAUGAGUGUCUCAGAAAUUGCAGUUUGGGCUGCGGACCUUUUACAUGCCUUUUAAAGCGGGACUCAACGAUUCAGCGCGACGGCGAGGCUGACGACCGUCUCUCUGAUGAACCAUUUGUGGACCAACGCGACUUGAGAAGAAGAAGAAAAAAAACCCUCUUCUCAAAAUAAUGCUGACUCAGCUCUGAACCUUGGCCGCCGAGCUCUGCUCUGACGCACUCGUGUAUAUUUUGAAAAGAAGAUUUUAGAAUUGUCUUUAGUGUAUCAAGCCCAUUUCUAACACUUGCAUCAAUAAACAUUUGGAUAUUUAAAGCAUACAACUUCUUGCCCCUCCCCUCCUCCCCCUAAACCGUUUAGUUGCUUUUCUGACACCUGUGCUUUGCUUUCCACCUAUUUGGGUUCCGCAUGUGUGUAUAUUAUCAUGGUAUAAUUUAUUCUGCUGUAUGAAGUAUUAGAGUAGUGGGAAACUUGUAUUGGUAAUUACUACCUUCAGCCUGUUGGUGUGUUUACUGUAACACUGGCGUAACUGUUAUCAA
Messenger RNA from Synchiropus splendidus (mandarinfish), 3850 nucleotides. It is a transcript of the gene pax7a, whose product is annotated as paired box 7a. The coding region runs from base 234 to 1757 and encodes 507 amino acids. The transcript is spliced from 9 exons. Gene Ontology annotation, biological process: regulation of transcription by RNA polymerase II; anatomical structure development. The record is from RefSeq and is a predicted model, not a curated record. Lineage: Eukaryota; Metazoa; Chordata; Actinopteri; Syngnathiformes; Callionymidae. Gene Ontology annotation, molecular function: RNA polymerase II cis-regulatory region sequence-specific DNA binding; DNA-binding transcription factor activity, RNA polymerase II-specific.